AUGGCCGGGUUGUUAGAGGCAUAUCCAACCACCCAUCUCUGGCUGGUUGUUCUACUUCUCCUCGGAGUCCUUUGGAUAUGUUUGAAAGGUGCUACUGGUACCCGAAAGGUGCCAGCUACUGGCUUCCCAGUUAUCAAGCUAAAAUCAAAUGACAUGGAACCAGGUAUUAUCGAAGGAUCCAAGCUGUAUCCAGACCAGCCUUAUGAAAUCCAAGUCCCGGCAAAGCAGAUGAUAAUUCUACCUCGUAAAUACUUGGAUGAGAUUAAGCGGUUUCCCGAGAGCCAGAUGAGCUUCAAGGCUCUUGUUAAAGACGCAAUGGCUGGAGAGUAUACUAUGAUCGCAACCCACGAUCAUAGCUUGGUGACUGCUCUGCGGCGUGAUCUGACUCAAAACAUAGUGCAUGCCCACGAGCUGCUCCAGGAAGAAGCUAUCUCAGUCGUUAAAACCAAGCUUGGAUUUUGUGGGAAUGGCUCCCAUGUAUUCAUGCUUUGGAAGGUGCUGACAAUAGGUAUCAAGCUGGGAUGUAUAUUGAAAUAUACUGAAGAUGCAUUCAAAGCUGGUAUGAUUCUGCAUAUGACUCCAAGCAUAAUCCACCCGCUUUUGAAUAUGUUUCUUCCGCAGCUAUGGGCUGUGCGACGGCAUUAUGCUACCGUUAAAAGGUUGGUGACGGCAUACCUACUGGUACGGCUGCUUAAACCGAUCCUUGAAGAACGCAUUGAAAAGCUCAAGGACCCUGCAUAUAAGCCUCCAAGGGAUAUGAUCCAAUCCUUCAUUAAUAUCAACCCGCAAAAAGGAAUGUCCUUGGAUUUUCAGGCCACAAACCAACUCAUGGCCGCUUUUACAUCAAUGCAUACAACCUCCAUGAAUGCCUGCCAUGCAUUAUUCCAUCUUGCUGCGGCACCAGAACACGUGGCCCCUUUGAGGGAAGAGAUUGAGACGGUUUUAGCAGAAGAGGGGGGUCUCACUUCUAAGGCUGCCAUGCAGAAGCUCCGCAAGCUGGACUCCUUCCUUAGAGAGACUCAACGGUUAAACCCAUCGUCAUUCGUUGGCAUGGAACGCAAAGUGUUAGUCACUACAAAGCUAUCUGAUGGUACGGUUCUACCAGCAGGGUCUAUACUUGGGUUCGAUUCUUUCCAGAUAAAUUAUGAUACUCAGCUAUGGGAGAACCCUGAGAAAUUUGAUGGAUUCAGAUUCGCAAGGCUACGGGCUGCUGAUGGAAAUGACCACAAGUACCAAGCCACUUCCAUUGGACUUGAGAGUCUCUCGUUCGGCCUGGGAACACAUGCUUGUCCUGGUAGAUUCUUUGCUAUUAACGAAACCAAAAUUCUCCUUGCUCAUUUGAUAAUGAAUUACGAUUGGGCUUUCCCAGACGGACAAGGACGACCGAAAAAUUUUACUCUUAUUUCUGCUCUUCUUAUCAAUCCAGAGUCUGAAGUAUUAUGCAGGCGAAGACAGUAA
Molecule: messenger RNA, 1458 nt
Organism: Trichophyton benhamiae CBS 112371
Lineage: Eukaryota; Fungi; Ascomycota; Eurotiomycetes; Onygenales; Arthrodermataceae
Product: cytochrome P450 oxidoreductase GliF
Exons: 7
Coding region: 1-1458 (485 amino acids)
Molecular function (GO): monooxygenase activity; iron ion binding; heme binding
Source: RefSeq, a predicted model, not a curated record